AUGAAGAAACUAAACAUGCGCAGUACCAGCGACCGCAGGUACACCAUGGCGAGCGGAUACGUCCCUCAGAUCGACAAGAUGGCCGGGAUGACUCCUACGGAGCGCCGCGAGUUCUGCGACACCCCCGAGAUCGCGGCCGAUGCUUCUUCUGUUAAGCCGCCGAGCACCACGGCCAAGUACGACAGCAAUGUCUCGAUGAACACCUAUCCCGCUGUCGAUAGCGAAGGCGCGGAGCAGGCCAAGGGUCCGGCUGAUAUGGAGGGCUUGACUGUUGUCUGGACGAAGAAAUGGCUGAUUGCCGCUUAUGCUGCGAUCAUGCUCAUCUCUUUCGUCAACUCCCUCCAGCAACAAACCAACUUCUCAUGGCGACCCUACGUCACCUCGGCCUUCAUGAUGCACGGUCUUACGGCUAUUACCGAUAUCGUUGCGAACAUAGUCGGAGGUGUAUCAAAGCUUCCGCUGGCCAAGUUCAUCGACAUCGUUGGACGACCCCAUGGCUUUCUCCUUUGUUUGAUGUUCAUUGUCGCCUCGCUCAUUCUCAUGGCUCUAUGCCAAAACGUCCAGACCUUUUGCGCUGCGCAAGUCAUCUACUGGACAGGCAUGAACGGCGUCGAUUACAUCUUCAACAUCUUCAUCGCCGAUACCGCGCUUAUGCAGAACCGUUUGAUCUGGAUGGCGUUCACUGGAUUCCCCUACGUUGUCAACACCUUCGCUGGUCCCAAGCUUGGUGAAACCUGGCUCAACCACAGCACUUGGCGUUGGGGCUAUGGAUCUUUCGCUAUCAUGACACCAGUAUUCUCCAUUUCUUUCUGGCUCGUCUUUUGGCUCAUGGGUAGGCGAGCAAGAAAGAUGGGCGUCAUCUCGCGCGAGCCGAGCGGCAGGACGGUCUGGCAGAGCACCAAGCACUGGUGUACCGAGUUUGACGGCAAGUUGAACUCGCAGACUAGCUCAUACCGCAUGAUGUACUCUUCAUACCUUCAGGUGGUUUUCCAGCUUUCCGUUUCCAAGGCCGGAUAUAUCACGAACAUCUUCAACAUCGUCUCGUGCACCUGGGCAAUCAUCAUCAGCUUCGCCAUGAAGUACACCGAUACCUACAAAUGGGGUGCCGUCAUCGCCGUCCCCACUCAGCUACUCAUGACUGGCCUGUUGAUCUAUCUCCGCACACCCGACUCACCGAUAGCGAUCCUGAUCCUGGUGGAGGUACUCGGCGCCAUGGCGAGCGCUAUGCUCUACAACGUGGAGCAAGUUGCUAUCAUGAUGGCUGUACCGCACGACCAAGUCGCUGUUGCUAUCGCGCUUCUCAACCUCGUCACGGCUGUUGGUGGUGCGAUCGGCCAGUCUGUUAGCGGCACUCUAUGGGCUCAAAUCGUACCCAAGAGGCUCGUCGAAUACCUCCCUGAAGAAUCGAAGCACCUGGCGCCAAAGAUCUAUGGUGAUAUCACUACGCAGUUGUCAUUGCCAUGGGGUAGUCCGGAGCGUCAGGCUGUGGUACACGCGUUCGGCGACGCGCAGAAAAUCAUGGUGUUGAUGGGGACUUGUGCAUUUGUGCCUUGCUUCAUCUGGGUGGCCAUGCUGGAGAACCAGCGCAUGAGCGAGCGCAAGGCCCGCAAGGGUCUGCAGGCUUGA
Molecule: messenger RNA, 1626 nt
Organism: Alternaria infectoria
Lineage: Eukaryota; Fungi; Ascomycota; Dothideomycetes; Pleosporales; Pleosporaceae
Exons: 5
Coding region: 1-1626 (541 amino acids)
Biological process (GO): transmembrane transport
Molecular function (GO): transmembrane transporter activity
Source: RefSeq, a predicted model, not a curated record